UUCGGAUCUAACAAGGUUUCCAUUAGUUUUGACCCGUUUCAAUUCGAUUAAUCAGAUUUGGAGUACGUACGUACAACAAUGUUAUUGAUCAGGAAGCAGAAGAAGAUUCAAACGGGUAAUCGUAUUCUGAUUUCCAUUACCUUCCAUGGAAGUGCAGGACCGAUUAGGUUGAUUGUCGGAGAAGAUGAGAUUGUUGCCGGCGUUAUUGAAAAGGCGUUGAAAUCGUACGGUCAACAAGGUCGGCUACCUAUUUUGGGAUCUGAUUUGAAUAAUUUCGUUUUGUAUAGUUCAAUUGAAGCUUUAGAUCCGUUGAUGAAGAUUGGAUCAGUUGGUUCUAGAAGCUUCUUGUUGUGUAAGAAGGUUAAGAUGGAAAAAGAAGCUAUUGAAGAGAAGAUUGUUAGUAGGAAGAAGAAGAGGAGUGCAUGGACAUGGCUUAAUAAAUCUCUUAAUUCUAAGAUCUCUGUCAUGUGAGAGUUUUU
Impatiens glandulifera is the source of this 479-nucleotide messenger RNA. RefSeq lists its product as uncharacterized. Lineage: Eukaryota; Viridiplantae; Streptophyta; Magnoliopsida; Ericales; Balsaminaceae. Bases 79 to 471 code for a protein of 130 amino acids. The transcript has a single exon. The record is from RefSeq and is a predicted model, not a curated record.